GGAAAAUUUUAAGAUUUCAGCGGACUCCACCAAGUCCCAACCAAGGUCACGCAUCAUUAUUAGCGCGGGAGCUCAGCUCCGCUUUAGGAAGACUCGGGAAAUAUUGCGACGGUGGCGACAAAAGAACAAGUUGACAGCACUAUACGUAACUAUCUCACAAUCCGCUGAGAUACAGCAAUAAUGAUGAGCGAUUACCAGGUAAUUUGUGAGAAUCAGAAGCUAGGCAACACCGCCAACAUGGAGCGCUGGACCAUCGACCCAGCCUCGCAACACCCCAGCGCGAUGAGGGUAUUCGACCAGUUCAGCACUUUUCGAACCCAGUACAAACUCGUCGACGACCAGCCCAUCCACGCGUUUUUCAUCGUCCCGGAUCAGCUGCCCUCCGGGCCACGACCGCUACUUGUGCGGUUUCACGGUGGGGGCUGGGUCGAGGGGGAAGCAGAGGCGUCGAUCCGCGCCUUUUUCCUCGAACUGUCCCUGAAGCACGGCGCCGUCAUCCUGACUCCCAACUAUCGCCUGCGGCCUGAGCACCAACUGACGGACGGAAUGGACGACAUACACUCUUUCUGGCAGUGGGUCGAGGACGGAUCGGCCCAGCGCGCGCUCAGCACGUCGCGCCCGGACGUGGCCGUCGACGUGGGAAACCUGAUGGUGGCCGGGGAGAGCACGGGCGGCCACAUAGCGGUGCUGACGGCCCUGCUUCCGCUGACGUCGCUCGCCAUCAACGUGCUCUUCCUGCAGUACCCCACGCUGAACCUCACCGACGUAGCACGCGCCCACAACGACGUCAGCGAGGCGAUGCAGAAGUCGGGCCUGUGGGCCGAGCGCGUGCCCUACUCCGAAGUCGAGGACUGCCUACGAGCACACGCGCAGUCGGAGAAGCAGGGCACGCUGCGCACGAGGGCUGCCUUCGGGUCGCGGAUGAGGCUGCUGAUGGGCAUGCUGCAGGCGGGCAGGUUUUGGGACGAAGAGAGGGACGGGGACCGGCUGUGUCCCAUGCGGGCGCUGGAUCGCGCAGGGAAGCUGCCGCCGAUCUUGCUCUACCAUUCCAAGGGCGACGAGCUCCUCCCGUGGCAGCACACCGAAGACUGGGCGGCGAAGUUGAGGAGGCUGCAGCCGGAUGUGCCGCUCUUCUUGACCUUUCAGCAGGGGGACCACGUCUUUGAUAAGGAUGACACAAUGCGGACUCCGUGGUUGAGGGAGCCGCUGGAGUUCGUGCAGCAGUAUUGGCCAGCCUGAGUUGCAAACUGAUGCAUUAUGCGGCUAGUACCCCACAAUCAUAGCACGUUUACAAUACAUGCGUCCGAGGUGACCGCACUUAUUCGUCGCUCGGUGUUACGAGGUGCGAUGAGAGAUGCAG
Molecule: messenger RNA, 1360 nt
Organism: Chaetomium strumarium
Lineage: Eukaryota; Fungi; Ascomycota; Sordariomycetes; Sordariales; Chaetomiaceae
Product: Alpha/Beta hydrolase protein
Exons: 2
Coding region: 181-1239 (352 amino acids)
Biological process (GO): proteolysis
Molecular function (GO): serine-type peptidase activity
Source: RefSeq, a predicted model, not a curated record